Molecule: messenger RNA, 6187 nt
Organism: Saprolegnia diclina VS20
Lineage: Eukaryota; Oomycota; Saprolegniomycetes; Saprolegniales; Saprolegniaceae
Exons: 5
Coding region: 43-6165 (2040 amino acids)
Biological process (GO): protein ubiquitination; ubiquitin-dependent protein catabolic process via the N-end rule pathway
Cellular component (GO): ubiquitin ligase complex; cytoplasm
Molecular function (GO): zinc ion binding; ubiquitin protein ligase activity
Source: RefSeq, a predicted model, not a curated record
CAAAAGCUGGGUCCCAUUCCUGGUUCUCCACCUGCCGGGGCCAUGGCGGAGUCGCAGCGCAAGAUGACCGAGGUCGCCGAGUUCGCGCAGCUGGCCUUCCUCUCCGCGGUCGACAAUGGGGAGGUCGACGGCCAAGACAUUCGGAAGGGCCUCGACAUCCUCUUGACGUGCAUGGUCGACGCCGGCGGGAAGCUCAAGAAGGUGCAGGCGCCGACACCACAGGUCAUUCCGCUCAGCGCACUGCGUAAGGGAAACCUUGUGCGCCCCAAGACCAUCAAGCAGGUGCCGGCCAUGAACCCGAUCCUCGCGCGCCUCGCCGCGAAGAAGCAGCGCAAGGUCUGCGGGUACAUUUUCAAAGCCGACGAGAUGGCGUACAGCUGCCGCGACUGCCAGCACGACUCGACAUGCGUCAUGUGCCAAGCGUGCUUUGCCGACAGCAACCACGACGGCCACGACGUCUCGUUCCAGCGCACAUCGGCCGGCGGAUGCUGCGACUGCGGCGACACGGAGGCAUGGGCGAAGGACGGUUUUUGCCACAAGCACCCGGGCCGCGACAGCGACGUGUCCAAAUCGAAACCCCUCGUGCUCCCAAAGGGCAUGCAAGAGGUGGCAUCGCCUCUCAUCAACACGGUCGUCCAGUACGUCCACGACGUCUUGGUCAUGGCCGAAGACUCGGUCGAGAUCACCGCCGUCAUGCGCGAGCUCUGCGCGACAAUCCCUCCUCAUGACCGGGCGUCGUGGAAGGACUCGGACGACGCGCGCGAAGCCAGCAACACAAAGACGCGCGCCGAGCGGGACGCGGCGCCGCCCGCGACCGAGUACGACGUGCGGCUGCACAGCGACGACGUGCACCCUUUCCAGGACGUGGUCAAGGCUAUUCGCACGCACUUUAACGUCUCCAAGUCGAAAGCGAUUGGCAUUGCAAACCACUCGGACGCCGAAGGCUGCUCGAUCGUGUCGACGACCAACUCGCUCCGGUACGCGACGCACCUCGUGCACGCGAUGGAGGGCUACACGCUCAGCGUCGCGCCCGUCCGGCACUCGAACCACAUGCGGCACCUCGACGACAUUCUCGAGUGGCUGCGACAGCUCUGCGAGGUCUCGGACGACCUCGCGCAGCUCGUGAGCCAAGCGAUUGCGGCGCCGCGUCACGCCAUCUCGCCCGACCAGCUCGUCUCGACGCUCUCGCUCGACGAGACGCUCGAGAGCUUUCUGCGAACGCACCCGGUCAACGCCGAGGCGCAUGCGUUCUUCCGCACCAUGUUUCCGAUGCAGACGCCGCUCUCGACGUGGAUCCCGCCGUUCGACGACCAGUCGCUCGUGGCGACGUACUUGGCCGAGAUGGCGCCACACACGGCCCCGAUGCCGCCACCGCGGGCACUCACGUCGACGCUGACAUCGCUCGUGCGCAACUAUGCGCUCCUCAACAAGCCUGCGUCGCAGAAGCUCAACCGACUCUUCCACGAGCUCAUUUUGAACCAGCACCUCAAGCACACGAUGAUGGACGCGUUUGUAUCGUCGUAUUUGCACAAUACGAGCUCGUACCUCAAGGGCCUCGGCGCGUCGAGCGACAGCAUUUUUGACUUUGCGACACAGUUGCUCACGGUACCGUCGCUGCUCGUGCCGUACAUGGGCGGCGCCAACUCGAUCGUGGCCAUCUUGCUCUCGGCGCUCGCGUCCGUGCUCGAAACGUCGACCAAGCGCGUGUUGCUCGCAAGUGGCGUCGUGGGCACGCUCUUUCAGCCCGACAACCCCGCGAUUUCCCACUCGAAGUACAAGCACGCGGCCGACAACCUCGAAUUUGCGCUUGGCAAUGGAACCGCUGCCGAUCUCAUUUGCCACUCGGGCCACUUUCAGCAGUGGCUGCACUGCCUCGGCCUCUUGCAGAACUCGGACGCACAGAUCCGACGGGGCCGCCAUGAGCCCCAUGUCGAGUACGAGUCGGACAGCUGGUUCUCGACGUUCAACCUCGGCAUCAAGAUGCACGCGCUUUUCCCGCUCAUUCUGCAAGGUUUGACCGCGACGGCGGUCGCGUCGGUCGGCACGUCGCUGGCCGAGCUCAUGGCGGCGUCGGUCGCCGAGAUCAAGCGCGUGACGCUCGAGCAGACGGUCGUCCACGCCAAGCUGCUGCCCGGCGGCACACCCGGCACGGACUAUAAUCUGCGCCUCGAAGACGCCAACGGCGUGUGGCGCGACGCCGCCUCGCUCCACAUUCCGCUCCAUCGCUUUGUCGCGGCCUUUCUCAAGCACGUGCUGUACGUGCAGAAGGCUGACCGCUUUGACGUGUCGGAUUGGACGGCGCUCGUCGGCCUCGACGCGCUCUCGCCGGACGACGUGCUCUUGCUCUUAGACGCGCCCCUCAAGUGUCUCGUCAUGUCGAGCCAGAUUCAGAGCAACCUCUGGCGCCGGAAUGGCGACGAAAACAUGAUUACACAGCUCUUCAACUACUCUGCGCUGCCGUACUGCGUCAACUACCGCGACUCGGACCUCUUUCUGCUCCAAGUGGGCAUUGCGCUCCUCGGGCCCGAGCCGAUGCUGCAAUUGCUCUUGGACCGCUUCCAUUUGGCGUCGUUUUUCCACUUGGCCGAGACAACAGGGCUAAGCGCCACGCUCGCGUACGACGACGACCAAAACAUGCACAUGGUCGAGGAGCUCCUUCGGCUGCUGAUUGUGCUGGCAACCAACGUGCCGUCGUCGACGGGCGCGGCGUUUGAAGAAGCCUUCUUGUCGAACGAGCUGCUCCACCACUUGAUGGUCAAGUUUUCGUCGUUUUCCGAAUUGAGCGAAAACAUGGCGCUGCCACUCGGCGGGCAAGAGACCAUUUCGGCUGCCCGCCUCGAGCCCGUCUUGAGCAAACUGGCGACGUUUGUACCGCCGAAUGGCAUGGAGCCCGGCAAGUAUGAGCUUUUGCCCGAGUUUAUGGCGCAGUGCAACCCGUACCACGUGCACUUGAACCGCGAGCUGCACGAGCAAGCGCGCGACCGGUGUGCGUCGUGGCGCACGUCGCAGCCGCCGAAUGCGCCGCCGCUGGUGCUGCCACCGGCGCCCUUGCCCGUGUUUGCCUCGGUCCCGCAUAUCCUCACGACACCGAGUACGAUGAAGCUCUUGCAGCAGCUGCUCGAGACGAUGGACGCGACCAACGUGUCGGAGACGGUGGUUUCCAUGACGCUCGACGUGCUCGUGUUUGGGGUGCAGAUGGCGAUGCGCGACUCGGCGGACGACGGCUUUUGGCGCUCGCUGCUGCCGCUCGUCCCAACCUUUCUCAAGUGCCAGCAAAACGCCGAUGCGCUCGACAAGGAGCAGCACGAAGUCCUCGAGUGGAUCGUGACCGCGAUCAAGGCGCACAGUCCGCUCUGCGCGGCCGCGCUGCAGCAAGCGACGCCGUGCGAAGCGGCAAAAGCAGGCGCCAGCAACGAACUCUCGCUGCAGGAGCGGAAGGAGCAGGCCAAGCAGCGCGCGAUGGCGGCCAUGGCCCGGCAACAGGCCAUGUUUUCGCAAAUGAUGGCCGACGACGACGAGGACGCGGCGGACGAUGCCGACGACGAGAUGGAAACGGACACGGCGGCGACGAUGGGAGACGUUGCCAUGGGAGACGAGAGCGGUGCCAAGAAGCGCAGUUGUCCGGACGCGUCGCCCGAGUCGCAGCACGAGAAGAAGGCCAAGGUCGAAAACUGCUGCAUCUUGUGCCACGAAAGCUCCAAGCCCGACGAGAUGGGCAUGGUCGGCUUUGUGCACCAGUCGACGGUGCUCUCGAGUACGUUCCGGCCGCAUCCGGACAAUGCGCUGACGCCAUCAGCAAGGGCGGCGCGCAAGGACAUUGGCGCGCUCAUUGAGCACAUGAAGCUCGUGAGCUACCCGGAAGACGGCCCGGCGCUCUUUGCGGUGCGCGACCACCCGGCCCAUGGCCGGCGCAUGGCGUUUGCCGACCUCUUUUGGGACAUGGAAGACGACGAAGAAGACGACGAAGAAGGCGAAGAGGGCAUGCGCGAGUCGGACGACAUGGACGGAGGUCGUCGCCCGCGCGCGGGGACGUCAGACAUGGAGAGCGGCGGCGAAGGACCACCGAUAGGGCUCCCCAACGACCAUGCGUCGCCGGCGCUUGGCCCGAAUCUGCCCGUCGACGGCGACGCGCCCGUGGCCAACGCGCUCGGCGGCGUCAUCCAGCAAGCGCUGCGGCGCAUCCCGGUGCCGCGCCGGCGCCAGUAUCGGUUCCACACGCGGAGUGCGAACAGCAGUGCGUCGGGGCUUGCGUUUGUGCCCUGUGGGCUCUUUGCGCGGACGUGCCAGCACACGGUGCACAUGCGCUGUUUGGACACGUACAUUCGCACGCUGCACGAGAAGGCGCUGCGGGGCGAAGAGUUUGACGGGAUGCAGGCCGUGGACGGCGACGCCAACAUGACGCAGUUUCUCUGCCCGCUCUGCAAGACGCUGUGCAACAUCUUGCUGCCGGUGGUCGCGGCCGAGGCGCCGCCACCAUCACGGUCGCUCGCCCCGUGGCACCGCAUUGUCGACGACACGUCGCGCCAGUGGCACCGGUGGUUUCGGCCGUCGUCGCACCCGAUGACAGAGUCGGACGAAGUGUUUGACGUGUGGAAGGGGUACUUUGAAGAGGUGCUCUGGGAGCCCCACGGCAGCUUUGAGAAGGGCGCGCCGUUCUUGUGGUCGGCCUGCGCUUACACGAUCGCCGCCACGCUUCUCGACGUCGAGGCGGACGCAACCGACGCACCGUUUGGCAUCAUGAAUGACGCGUGGCCCGUCGCGCUCGAGAAGGAGCUCGCGUCGCUCUCGGCCGUCGCCAAGUUUGCGCGCUGGUCGUUUUCGAUGGUGCAGUUUACGGCCGAUUCGAAAGUCAUUUACGAGACGGUCAAGCGCUGCUGCCCCGUCGAGCGCGAGUCGAAGCGCGAGUACAACAAGUUUACCAAGAUGAUUGGCAGCAUUGACGCGUGCAUUCGGGGAACGAUCCUCGGACUGUUGGUGGCCGAUACGUUUACGGCGUUUGUGGUCGCGAGCGUUGUGGCCGCCAACACGGCGACGGUCGCCGAGAUGGUCCCCGUCUUUGGCGUCGCCGACUACCUCCAGCGCUUUCUGGAUGCGUUUUUCGUGCAAGAAAAGCUCAAGGCCGUGAGCCUCUACCACGAUGUGUCGACGCUGCACGACAGCAACGCGGUCGGCGCGACGAGCUCGCGCGUGCACAACACGCGGCACCAGUCGGCCGCGUCGAUCAAGACGGUGGAAGUCGCGACACACAAGAAGACGCUGGCCAAGCUCGCCAAGUGGGAGGCCAAGACCCUCGACGACGAACAUGUCAAGGGCGCGCUCGGUCUCCUUCGACGCAUGUGCGAGCUCGAACCGCUGCUUCGGCUCUCAGCGCUCGGCGACUUGAAGUCGUUUACAGCCACCGUGGCCGAUAUCCGCGCGUCCAACCGGUUGCUGGAGCGCCGCAUGCAACUGUACUACUGCUGCCUCGUCGGCAAGGACGAGUCGGUGGUCGCGCCGUCGCUGCGCCAAGUAGCUCAGAGCCCGAAGGAGGCGCUUGCGACCGUGUGGCAGUGGUGCGUCACGCGCAAGGCCGGCCAAGCCGAGCUCGGGGCCGCGUCCCAAGACGCGCAGCGCCGCUGCGAGCACGCCGAUCACAUGAGCGAGGCGUAUGUGGCCAAUAUGUUUAUCAUCCGCGACCAAGCGACGCCUCUGCAGCUGAUUGCGCUGCCGACGCAGUACGACGAGCUGUACAGCCACCACGUGCACCAGGUUUGCGCGCGCUGCCACCGCGUGCCGCGUGAGCCAGGCUUGUGUCUGGUGUGCGGCGUGCUGCUGUGCUGCGGUGAGUCGUGCUGCUCGUACGUGCACCAGCGCCACGGCCCGAGCAUUGGCGAGUGCACGCGCCACGCAAUCGAGUGCGGUGGCGGCCUUGGCCUCGUGCUCAUGCUGCAGCAGUGCCGCGUCGUGCUCCUCGGCGGCUCGAUGGUGGCGUAUUUUCCGUGCCCAUACGUGGACGCGCACGGCGAGGAAGAUCAAGGGCUCCAGCGCGGCCGGCCGCUCAAGCUCGACCGCAGCCGGUACGCGCUGCUGCAGACACUCUGGCGCAGCCACCGUCUCUUUCCCGAAGUCUCGCGCUUGCGCAACCAGCGCGAGAGCCAGCAGCCCAUCAACUUAACCUACAUUUAAACAAGUCGUUUGUCCUUUUGUA